Paramecium tetraurelia is the source of this 1296-nucleotide messenger RNA. RefSeq lists its product as uncharacterized. The record is from RefSeq and is a predicted model, not a curated record. NCBI's taxonomy places the organism in Eukaryota, Ciliophora, Oligohymenophorea, Peniculida, Parameciidae. The transcript is spliced from 5 exons.
AUGAAUAUUAAACACGAGUAUUAUACUAUAUGUGUUUGUUAAAUAGUUAAGAAAAUAUUGUAUAUUUGUCUCCAAAAAUUGAUAGAUUCUGUCUAAGCAUGUGCUAAUAUGCCUAAAGAAGAUUUCUUUUAAUUUCUUUAUUUUGAGAUAAAAUUAUUUUACCCAAUCAGUAGAGGAAUAGCUCCAAGUUUAGCUGAGAAUCUAUUUAAUGAAAUUUAGAUAAUACUUUAAAUUUCUUAGCAAUUUUGUAAGAAACUUUAAUAAUAAAUUGAUUAAUAAUUAGCUAAGAAGUACGAUUAAGUUUUAGAGAUGCUGGAUAAAUAUUAUGACAAAUUCGGGAAGGCAUUAUUUAAAAGAAAAUUUUUAGAUUCGAUCCAAAGCCUAUUUUUAUCUUCAGAAGAAAAUCUGAAAUAAUCUUCAACAUUCAAAAGGGACACCCAUUAUGAAUCUAUACCCAGUUUAUAGAAUGCCUAAUAAAUCUAACAAAUUUAAUUAGAUUUAACUAAGUAAUCUGAGAGGGCAGCUAAUCAACAUUUCACAGCAGGCAAGCUUCCUUAAGCAGACCCCCUAAUGUGGUAGGAAAUUGAUAAUUAUAAGAUUAAAUCUUUCUAAUAGCGUAAGCCAUUACAUUAAAAGCCUCAGUUGGGAAGAUAGAUUUAUAAGAAUAUUAUCACAUCUGUUCCACUUACAAAGAGACAAAGUAGGCAAGAGGAGUUUUCUCCUCUUAGGAAAUAAGAAAUUAUCUAAGAAUUAUUAGAUAGCAAAUUAACAUCCAAAGAACCAACAAAAUUUUUGACCUAAGCUUUAAUGACUCCAAAACCAAAAAUUAGCAUUAUGAGUUUAGUUGUUCUCUUUAAUUUAAGAUAUUUUCAUUUGGAAUCACCACGAGGUUAGAAGUUACCUAAAUUAAUUACAAAACACUUUCUAAAAAUAUUAACUUAUGUUGAUGAUCCACAAUAUUCAAUUUAAAGUGAUAGAUAACUAUAAAUGAAAGACCUAAAACAAAAAGAAGAUCUAAAUUAACAAAAUAAAACUCAUUUGCUAUUAAACCAAGAUUAGGCUAAUUUUAGUGAAAAAGUUAGAAUUAAUAUCGAUAAAAUUCAAUCCUUAAUACGAAUGGGAGUACUUAGAAAAAAGUGGUAAUAAGAGAAAUAAUAAACUAUUCUUGGUCCUGUAUAAUCAAAGCCACAGUCUAUUACAACCUUCUUAAAUUUCAAUCGAUUUAUAACAGCUCCUGAUGUGAUUGGUAAUCAUACUGAAAAGUAAGCAAAUGCUCAAAGUUAACCAACACCUUGA